UUGCAUGAGCUUGUUUCCACUUGUCGCCGAGCUCCCAUGCUUGAGAUAUUCCCCCUGACGCCUGAUUCUUCAGUUCUUAAGGGGAGGGGUGCCGAUUGUGUUCAGAGUGUGGAAAGUGGCGUACAUUUUGAUCUUGUUUUGCUUUGCAUCUGGUUCGAGCAAGAGUAACGGAACAGUUUCGAUCGAGAGGGAGGCGUUCGAAUGGCGCCGUUGCAGCUUUUCUAAGGCCUUGCAGUUGACGAUUUUAAUUGAGAUUCAGCAGUCCGUAACUGUCAAUUUGUAAUUCUGAGAUGUUCUGGCCAACUGUGUUGCACUCGAUUUCAUCUUACUAAGGCGGUGGAAGUGCUUGUCAGGAAUCCCAUCAAAUUUAGGAGUUAUUAUCUCUGUAGUGUUUUCGUGCUUUCUUGGGCGAAUUCAUAUUGCGCUGCACUGGAAGUGGUAUGGCGUUGAGCAUUAGAUAAUCAACUGUCGGGUAAUUGAAGCUAUCUGUUGCCAAAGCAGUGACGCUUGCGCAACGAAGCAACUUAGUUCGUCCCCUUUAAGGAUGUUGAAGAUAUUUGGACUUGGUCAUCACACAGACGAGAAACAUGAGGACAGUCAUGUCACAGAGGACAUGGAGACCGAAAUUCCUGUAGUUGUUCAGAGUACUCCUCCAGUGUCUUCAAGUAUACGCAACAAUGUGGCAAGGGGUCCUGCACGACCUCUUCGACUUGUAUAUUGUGACGAGGGAGGGAAGUUUAGAAUGGAUCCCGAAGCAGUCGCUGCAUUGCAUCUCGUCAAGGGACCCGUUGGCGCUGUUUCUGUAUGUGGUCGAGCUCGUCAAGGCAAAAGCUUCAUCUUGAAUCAGCUGCUAGGACGAAGCAGCGGGUUUGAAGUUGCGUCUACCCAGAAGCCCUGCACCAAGGGACUUUGGAUGUGGAGUGCACCCGUUAAGCGAACAGCUCCGGAUGGAAGUGAAUACAACCUUAUUUUGCUAGAUAGUGAAGGCAUUGACUCUUGGGACCAAACUGGGCAAUACAGCAUGCAGAUCUUCUCGUUAGCUGUACUGCUCUCAAGUAUGUUCGUGUAUAAUCAGAUGUUUGGUAUUGAUGAGGCAGCACUAGACAAUCUGUCUCUGGUCACUGAAAUGACUAAACACAUUCGAGUACGAGCUUCUCAUGAUGUAACCUCACCAGAUGAACUUGGCCGGUUUUCUCCAAGUUUCCUUUGGCUCCUUCGGGACUUCUACUUUGAACUUGUCGAUGAUGGGCAUAAGAUCAGUCCUAGAGAUUAUCUGGAGUCGACACUUCGGCCUAUUCCAGGAACUGGAAAAGCUGCCGCAGCAAAGAAUGAGAUUCGAAGCUCCAUCAAAGCAUUGUUUCCAGAUCGUGACUGCUUCACUUUAGUGCGUCCCUUGGAAGAAGAGCAUCAGUUACAGCACCUUGACGAAAUCCCGAUGGACAAACUGCGUCCGGAGUUUCGGGCCGGAUUAGAUAAGUUGACAAAGUACAUUCUUGACAGGGCAGGACCUAAACAGCUCGGAUCAAUAACAUUGACGGGGCCUAUGUUUGCUAGCCUCACGCAGUCAUUUCUUGAUGCAAUCAAUUCUGGGGCCGUGCCAACAAUAGCUAAUUCUUGGCAGAGUGUAGAAGAAAGUGAAUGUCGACGUGCCUACGAGUUGGCUGUGAAAACGUACAGCGAGGAUUUCGACAAAACGAUUCCGCCCGAAGAGGCUUUGUUGCAAGAGGCUCAUGAAGAAGCUUUUCAAGCAGCCUUGAACACGUUCAACAUUGAAGCUGUGGGCGGAGGAACAUUACGAAAGAAGUAUGAGAAGGAACUUUACAAUACAGUAAAAAAACAGUUCGAGAGCCACAAACGCAAAUUACUCAUGGAAGCGGAGCUUCAAUGUUUGCGGGCCGCAGGCAGCUUGGAAGAAAGAACGUUAAAUGCAUGUCAUGCACCAAAUGCAUCUUUUGAGUCUGUUGUUAAGGUGAUAGAUGGUCUGGUGGCUGAGUAUGAGGUAUCGGCAGUUGGAUCUUUCAAGUGGCAGAAACUUGUUAAAUUUUUGCGAAAUAGUUUGGCAGGGCCUUUAGAAGACCUCGUGAAGCGGGAAAAGGAUACGAUUAGAGCAGAAUAUUCAGCAUUAGAGUUACAGAUCAAAUCUAUGGAGGAGAAGUUUGCUUUCGGGCACAAACAAGUGGAAUCUGCUCAGAAGGAUGCCCAAGAUUGGAAGAAGCGUUACGAGUCGUCGGUCAAUGACGCCAAGAAAAGCUCAGAGAGUGCUGCUACACAGCACGCCAUUAUGCAAAAGAGGAUCACGACGCUGGAGGAGAGACACACUACAAUCACAUCUCAGAUGGAUGAAAUCAAGAAGGAAGCAUCUGAAUGGCGAUCCAAGUAUGAGCAACUGUUGAAUGAACAUCGGAUGGAGCAAGAAAGGAGUGCGGCUGAAAACAAGCUUGUUCUGAAUCGAUGUACGAUCUCUGAGACUCGUUUGGCAGCAAUGCGAGAGCAGUUGGAGGCUAGUAAAGAGGAAGCCACCGAAUGGAGACAUAAGUACGAAACUGUAGAAGCAGAUACUAAAGCUGCUAUUGAAAGGGCCAACGUUUCGAAGGAUAGGGCUCUGAAACAGGCACAGCUUCGGGAGGAUGCGCUUCGGGCAGAUUUUGCUGCUGCCGUUGCACUAAAGGAUGGUGAGAUAAAAGACUUGCACUCCAAGUUUGAGCGUGGAGAGCGUCAAAUAGCUAUCCUAUCAUCUCGCCUUCAUGAACAAGAGGUAAAGCUUACAGGUCAAAUUGAGGAGUUGAUGACCCUGAAAACCGAAUUGCAGCAUUCACAUACUGAACUCGAAACAAAGACAUCUACGAUAGUGACAUUACAAAAAGACCUCGAAACAGCAUGUCAAGACAAAGUACAUGCUGAGCAACGAAUGGCUGAGGUUAUGAAGCGAAUGGAGGAGACUGAACGGCUCUGGAAAAUUGCCGAGAAGAGGGAAAAAUAUGCGUCCGAAGCUGUGGAGAAAGCUCGGAACGAAUUAUCAGCAAUACAGAGGGAAAAAUCGGAGUCUCAAAGACUGGCUUCUGAAAGACUAACAACUAUUGAGCGUUCAGAACGGAGGUGUGAUUCUCUUGAACGUGAGAGAGUUGAGCUUACUCAGACGCUCGAGCAUGUAAAAAUAUCCGAGAAGGAUGCGCUCUCCCGAAUAACAGCGCUUGAACUUCGUAUUGAAGAGCGAGAAAGAGAAAUGGAGAAGCUUCUGGAUGCUUCAAAUGAGCAGAGGCUCAAGACGGUGGAAUCCUUUGAGGCCUUAUUAGACAGCGAAAGAGCAGCAAAAAUGGAGGCUUCCAGUCGUGCCGAUAAGCUCUCGGCCCAGUUAACAAUUGUGCAAGGAGAUCUUGACGCUCUUCAGACGCAACUUAUGUCCGUCCGGAACCAUGAAACUGCAUUGGAUACAAAGCUGAAGUCAUAUACGGAUGUGUCAACCAUCUCCCCCAGUGAACAUACAGUUCGUAUCAAAAGGAUGCGAAUUGAGAAAACGUCAGAGGUGGGGGACAUGGAAAUCGACAAACACAAUUUACAAUCAUUGAUGAGGGGUAUAACAGACAAUAUCAGCAGCCGUGAAGAAAACCACGAAGGCCAUAAUUCAAAUGAAGACAUGAAUGAUAAUAACACAUCAAUGACGACUGAAGAUUAUCACAAAUUCACUGUGGCAAAGCUGAAACAAAAACUGACUCAAGCUGGGCAUGGAGAAGAAGUAGCACAACUCAAGAGCUCUGCGACAAAGAGAGAUAUAAUUGCUUUGUACGAAAAGCUCAUGUUCCCCAAUUAAUCUUUAAUAUUUCGUGGGCGCGCCUAAUCUGUAACAAUCUCAAUGCAGGCUCUUGUUCGCCGAGAAAUUCCGUUUAAGACUGCUAACCGUGCAAUUCUGGUAUAUAAAUUUCCCAGUUGUGCUGAUACAAGUACAAAUCGCUUUUUUGCAACAGUUGCAAGCUCUGCAACAGAGUGAAACUGAUAAUUAUUCGACAACUGCUUCCUUUGAUGUUCUUUGUUAUCUAUCACCACCACUCACAUUACAUAACACUAGUAAAGUUUCUGUAGCUUGGUUACCGUGUCCCAGUCACUAAGCAGUUGGAUAGGAUACUCUUGGUUGCGGAGGUAAAUGAGAUAGAAGAUUCAGUCCAUCUAUUGAGUACAGUGCAAAGUGGGAAAAUGAAAUUUCGAUAAUAGAGCUUGAGUUGACAAACACCGAUGUAAUAUAAAUAUUUCAUUGUGUGAAUAAACUAUUUUCCCUUCCUA
Messenger RNA from Physcomitrium patens, 4275 nucleotides. The record is from RefSeq and is a predicted model, not a curated record. Lineage: Eukaryota; Viridiplantae; Streptophyta; Bryopsida; Funariales; Funariaceae.